AUUGAGAUCUGCGUCCCUCUUCAAAUGCUCUAGGUUGUGGCUCUUGAGCCGUCUCUCUCCUAUUUCAUUUCUCUAUAAAUUUCAUCUCUCUCCUCUUCUUCUCCGUCAGUCGAUUUGCUUGCUUGCUUACAGUCUACACUCAUUAAGAAUACUACUUCAUCUUCUUCUCUAUUACAAAUGCUUAUUGGUUUUCAUUUUUGAUUUCAUUUCUCAUUUGUAACUUUUUCCACCUCGAGGAAUCGAAAGAUUUAUGUCGGCAAGGUUCAGCCUAAGGUUUACGAUUUCGUCUAUAUUCAUUUCUUCUAUCUACUUCUGCUGCUUUUAUCAGCAGAGAAUUAACCCGUCUGCUCAAUCUGAUUCGAUGCGUUUGUUGCCAAAGAGGACAUCUUCUGGUGUUAAGUGUUUUGGAGGAUUUUUCAUAAAGCAUUUCUACUAUCUCUUUCCUUUCUUCAGAGGACCUCUAACUUGAUUCUCUUUGCAAUUAUUCUCUCUUCAGUCUCUCUCUCUCUAUUUCUAUCAGUUUCUUAUUCUCUUUUUCCUUUGAGAUCUCUUUUUUCUGCUUCUAUUGUCAUCAACUGAUGACUAUGAAGCGUAUCAAUCCUGCAACGAACGGGAGCGGUAAAUCGAUGAUGAGGAGAAUCCGGGUGUUUUCAUACGAUCCGUAUGCUACGGACUCGUCCGAUGAUGAAAAGGACACAACGAGGUUCGUUGGAGUGGUGAACAUUCCCAUUACUGGGUCGGGGAAUCGGUCAAGAGCUCAUGAAAUGGAGAGUUCUUCUCAUGAUAGCAACAACCAUGGAGCGAAAUCUUCUUCGCCUCAGAAGAUUAAGAAGGUUGUUACAACAGGUAAAAUCAACACCUCUUCUUCAACUAAAUACAGGGGAGUUAGGCAGAGGAAAUGGGGGAAAUGGGCUGCUGAAAUCCGUGACCCUGUUCAAGGAAAGAGAAUCUGGCUUGGUACUUACAACACUGCUGAAGAAGCCUCCGCUGCUUACAAUAAGAAGAGGCUCGAGUUUGAAUCGAUUGCGGCUGGUCCCAGCAACAGCAACAACAAGCGAAUCCGUGAAUAUUCCGAUGACUUUUCGGAUUGUCAUGUUUCUAAUACUUCACUAGAUUCUGUUCUAGAAGUUGGCACUGUGGGUUCUGGUUUAUUAGCCUCCUCCGAGAAUGGGUCUGUCAAGGAGGAGGAAGAAGAUGAUCUUUUGAAUGAUUUUGCAGAUAAUCUGGCUGAAGAACUGAUGGCUAUGGAUAAUCCACCAUCUCCUAUGAUCUACCGUGAUGAGAUAACACCUGUGAAUGCUGCAGCCAUUGAUGAACCACUAAUGGCUCAAAUUGGUGCUGGACUAGACCCUGGAAUGGAUCUUGAUUCAAUGUGCUUUGAUGAUUUCGGGCCAUUGUUCAAUGAUUUUGCAAAUCUUGAUGAGUUAAAUUUUGAAGGGUUAUUGGAUGAUGAUGAAGAUGAUUCAGGUAGUCUUCCUGAUUUUGAUUUAGAGCUUGGAAAUGAUGAUAUCUCAUGGAUUGAAGACACCCUCAACGUUGUAUGCCAAUAGAGAGAAGAAUGACAAGUUUUGCAGCUAUUAGGAAUUAUCAUAUUAUCAUAUAUGAAUCAGUUUUGAGUUUUUUUUUUGUUUUUUUUUUUUGAGUAUUAAUAAUUAUUUCAUUAGUUUUGGUUUGGUCCUGGUCUGGUCUGAAGAUGUUAAAGAAGAUGAUGAUGAAGAAGAAGAUGAAGAGGGAGUGUGAAAAGGCUUUUGGGUUUUCCAGUUUGCUAAUAGAGCAGUCCAAAGGUCUUUCACGUUUUUCUCUUAUUUCUUUGUUUUAUUUACUGUUGUCUGUCUCUGUUUCUAUCUGUCAUAAUUUAAUGUUUCAAUGAACCUUAUUUAUUUAUUUAAUAUAAUAUCCGUUUUCAUUUUA
Impatiens glandulifera is the source of this 1911-nucleotide messenger RNA. RefSeq names its product pathogenesis-related genes transcriptional activator PTI6-like. Lineage: Eukaryota; Viridiplantae; Streptophyta; Magnoliopsida; Ericales; Balsaminaceae. Gene Ontology annotation, molecular function: DNA binding; DNA-binding transcription factor activity. Gene Ontology annotation, biological process: regulation of DNA-templated transcription. The record is from RefSeq and is a predicted model, not a curated record. The transcript has 2 exons. Bases 579 to 1550 code for a protein of 323 amino acids.